AGCCUAUUAAGCCUCCCAUUCCGCUCCGCUCCACCACUCCCACCCCUUCCCCCAUCCCUCCUCUCGCAAUGGCUACCACCGUGAGGCCACCACCACCACCCCAGCCCAAGAAUGUGCUGUGGGUCGACGGCGAGCUCGCCUCGCCAACAGGCUCGGACACACCACCUGCACAUGGCAACAAGGUUUUUGACUUGCCUGCCGUGAACGCCGAGGCGGACGAGUACUAUGGCACCCGCAAGAUGUACUCGCGCACGCGAACUCUCAGCAAUGCCGGCACGACAUGGAGUGCCAAGUCGCGCCCGAUGUUGAUGGACGGCGAGUACAUCCAGCGCAACCGACGCCUGUCGCACGACGAGCAGGGAAGCGCGCCGCGCCGCUUCCUCGUGGACGUUGAGGAAACGAUGCGUCUCGUUCUUGCGCAGGAGGACACAGAUGACAACUGUCAGAUCUCCAUCUACGACUCGGGCCCCAAGCUUAUCUCUCUUGGUACCGCUAGCUCGAACGCGUACCGCUCCUGGGACGUUCGUGGCAACUACAUGCUCACGAACCUUCUCGCUGAGCUUGCUCUAGCCCGCGACUAUGGCCGGCGCUUCAUCGUCCUCGACGAGGCACGGCUAGCAGAGAACCCGGUCGAUCGUCUCAGCCGGAUGAUCAAGAAUUCGUUCUGGAACCACCUCACGCGACGUAUCGAUGAGCAGGGCAUCGAGAUCGCCGCGGCAGACCCUAAGAACCGUUCCAGGAUCAGUCACCCUAUCAUCUAUAUCCCCCACGGCGAGGACGAGAUGUUGGAGCACUAUCAGGGAAUCGCCCGCGACCGGCCACACCUCAAGCUCGAGGUCGUGCAGCUCCCCAAGGACUGCGACGACCCCGAGUACGUCAAAUCGCUCAACGAGAGGCCGGGAAUCCUCGCUCUUGCGAUGAAGAAAAACGAGGAAGGCAAGCUCGAGGCUCUACCCUUCGUUGUCCCCGGCGCUCGGUUCAACGAGAUGUACAACUGGGACAGCUACUUCAUUGCUUUGGGCCUUCUUGUGGACGGCCGCCUGGACCUGGCCAUGUCGAUCAUGGAGCACUUCAUUUUCCAGAUAAAGCACUACAACAAGAUCUUGAACGGCAACCGCAGCUACUACCUGUGCCGCGCCCAGCCGCCAUUCAUGACCGACCUCGCGCUGCAGAUCUUCAACAACAUCGACCAGAACGACCCGAAGAACAUUGCGUGGCUUAAGCGCGCUAUCCAGGCCGCGAUCAAGGACUACCACGUCUACUGGUGCUCGGAGCCGGCGCUCCACGUCGAGACCGGUCUGUCGCGCUACCGACCAAAGGGCUUGGGCAUCCCCCCCGAGACCGAGGCGUCCCACUUCACGCACAUCCUGCAGCCGUAUGCCGAGAAGAACAGGCUCUCGGUCAACGACUUCAUCGAGGCAUACAACGACGGCACGAUCAAGGAACCCGAGCUCGACGAGUACUUCCAGCAUGACCGCGGGGUGCGCGAGUCGGGGCACGACACGACGUACCGCUUCGAGGGCAAGUGCGCGGACCUCGCCACGAUCGACCUCAACUCGCUACUGUACAAGUACGAGAUCGACAUUGCGAACGCGAUCGCAGCUGUGUUCAAGGAGGACCUGGAGCUCGAGGACGAGUUUGACCUCUCGCCGUGGCCGAUGACGCGCGAGGCGUUUGACGGGCCGCGCGACAAGUCGACGUCGCGCAAGCAGACCGCUGCGGAGUGGUACGAGCGCGCACGCGUGCGCAAGGAGCGUAUCGACAAGUACUGCUGGAACGAGGGGCAGGGCGCCUACUUUGACUGGAACUGCAAGAAGGGGCGCCAGGAGCGGUACUUGUCCGCGACGACGUUCUGGCCGAUGUGGGCGGGCUGCGCGGACGAGCAGCAAGCUCUGCGGCUCGUGCACGUCACGCUGCCGAAGCUCGAGGCGCCCGGCGGCCUGCUGUCCGGCACGGAGGAGUCGCGCGGCCCGAUCGGGCUCGAUCGCCCGAACCGCCAGUGGGACUGGCCGACGGGCUGGGCGCCGCACCAGGUCAUGGCGUGGGUCGGGCUCGAGCGCUACGGCUUCUCGGAGGAGGCCAACCGCCUGAGCUACCGGUGGGCGUUCAUGAUUGCGCUCUGCUUUGCGUCGUUCUCCGGCAUCGUUGUCGAGAAGUGGGACGUUGCGGCGCUCUCGCACAUGGUCGAAGCAGAGUACGGGAACCAGGGCAUGGCGGUGCGCUACAUCAACCGCGAAGGAUUUGGGUGGACGAACGCGUCGCUCCAGAUCGCCCUCCAGUUCCUCACCACCGGCAUGCGGCGCGGUAUUGCCAACCUCGUCCCGCCGUGGGACUACUUCGGCCUCGAGACGCCGCCCAUGCCCGCGCUCAAGCGCCGCGAGGAGCGCGCAGCGCACGAGGCCACCGCGCUCCGUCGCAGCCCGUCCAGCGUCCUCCGCCAGGGCCCGACGUACGAGCAGACUUUGGAGAAGCUGCGCGGCCUCAAGGUCGGCGAGGACGGCGGACGCGUCCUGUAGCGCCGAAACAAGCAGCAACCACUGGAUAGUGAUGGACUACUGUGCCGACGCAAAGUGUUAGAAAUUGUAGCACCCGAUAGAGAUGCAUUGUCGUUACGAAC
Cutaneotrichosporon oleaginosum is the source of this 2617-nucleotide messenger RNA. RefSeq lists its product as uncharacterized. Gene Ontology annotation, biological process: trehalose catabolic process. NCBI's taxonomy places the organism in Eukaryota, Fungi, Basidiomycota, Tremellomycetes, Trichosporonales, Trichosporonaceae. Gene Ontology annotation, molecular function: calcium ion binding; alpha,alpha-trehalase activity. Gene Ontology annotation, cellular component: cytoplasm. The record is from RefSeq and is a predicted model, not a curated record.